Molecule: messenger RNA, 453 nt
Organism: Quercus lobata
Lineage: Eukaryota; Viridiplantae; Streptophyta; Magnoliopsida; Fagales; Fagaceae
Product: G-type lectin S-receptor-like serine/threonine-protein kinase At4g27290
Exons: 2
Coding region: 1-453 (150 amino acids)
Source: RefSeq, a predicted model, not a curated record
AUGGUGACACUUCAGAGGGACGGUUCUGAUGGCUAUGGGGAUUGUGGGAAUUGCAAUGAUGGUCCAAAAUGCGAGUGUUUGAAGGGUUUUAGGCCUAUGUCACCAGAGAAUUGGGCAAGGGUUGAUUGGUCAAGUGAGUGUGUGAGAAAGUGGGAAUUGGAUUGUGGGAAUGGAGAUGGGUUUGUCAAGUAUGGAGGAAUGAAGUUGCCUGAUUAUUCACAUUUGGCAGCGAGUAGGAAUUUGAGCAUUUGGGAAUGUGAGGCUGUCUGUUUGAGGAAUUGUUCACGUAUGGCUUUUAGUAAGAUAGAUAUCCAUGGAAAUGGAGGGGACUGUUUGUUGUGGUUUGGUGAUUUGCUUGAUAUGAGAGAUUUUGAAGGAGGUGGGGAUGAUCUCUAUAUAAGAAUGGCAAAAGCAGAACUAGAGGCAAUUGCUGAUGCUAAGAGGAAUAGAUGA